AUGAGAGAAAUGGGGCUGACCACUGCCAACUUUGCACUUAUCGGAGGUUGUCGCCGCUUGUUCAGGGAGGAAGACGAUGCUCAAGCUACUAAGAGAAUUAAAAGGCGACGAAGAUCUCUCUCGGGCUUUGAGCCGAUCUGCAAUGAUAAGCAGGGAGAUCAACAGCAGCCACAGGUCUUGCAAGUUGAUCAAUCCAACAUUACUACUACUACUCCUCCUACUACAACUGUGAAGAGAAGUUCGAGAUUUCGAGGAGUCAGCAGGCAUCGAUGGACAGGACGUUACGAAGCUCAUUUAUGGGACAAAGGGUCCUGGAAUCCAACACAGAAAAAGAAGGGAAAACAAGGAGCUUAUGAUGACGAAGAAUGUGCAGCAAGAUCCUAUGAUUUGGCUGCAAUCAAGUACUGGGGAGCAUCAACUUUCACAAAUUUCCCGGUUUCUGAUUACAAACAAGAGAUCGAGAUUAUGGAGAAUCUAACAAGAGAGGAAUAUUUGGCUUCAUUAAGAAGCUGUUUGGUACUUGAGAAAGUGAUGAGAGAAAUGGGGCUGACCACUGCCAACUUUGCACUUAUCGGAGGUUGUCGCCGCUUGUUCAGGGAGGAAGACGAUGCUCAAGCUACUAAGAGAAUUAAAAGGCGACGAAGAUCUCUCUCGGGCUUUGAGCCGAUCUGCAAUGAUAAGCAGGGAGAUCAACAGCAGCCACAGGUCUUGCAAGUUGAUCAAUCCAACAUUACUACUACUACUCCUCCUACUACAACUGUGAAGAGAAGUUCGAGAUUUCGAGGAGUCAGCAGGCAUCGAUGGACAGGACGUUAUGAAGCUCAUUUAUGGGACAAAGGGUCCUGGAAUCCAACACAGAAAAAGAAGGGAAAACAAGGAGCUUAUGAUGACGAAGAAUGUGCAGCAAGAUCCUAUGAUUUGGCUGCAAUCAAGUACUGGGGAGCAUCAACUUUCACAAAUUUCCCGGUUUCUGAUUACAAACAAGAGAUCGAGAUUAUGGAGAAUCUAACAAGAGAGGAAUAUUUGGCUUCAUUAAGAAGGAGGAGCAGUGGUUUCUCAAGAGGUGUCUCCAAGUACAGAGGGGUUGCAAGGCACCAUCACAAUGGUAGAUGGGAAGCUAGGAUAGGGAGGGUGUUUGGAAACAAGUAUCUCUACCUUGGCACUUACAGUACCCAAGAGGAGGCUGCUCGUGCUUACGAUAUUGCAGCAAUCGAGUACAGAGGGAUCAACGCGGUAACCAACUUUGACUUGAGCUCAUACAUAAGAUGGCUAAGGCCAGUUACCAACUCACUUCCCUCUCAGGGUCCAAUUCCAGGAUCAGACUCAGACUCUCAGCUUCUACAAACCACCUCUAACUUCAUUUAUUCAAAUGAUGACCCUGAUCAGUUCUCUUUCCACUCUAAUCAUUCUCCAACAAUGACACAAAUGGCCAUUCCUCUUCAAAAACAAGAAAUUAUUGAGAGAAAGAUACCCAUUAGUCCCAGCAACACAUCAUCUCCCCGAACGGCACUUGGCGUACUUCUCAGAUCUUCCAUGUUCAGAGAACUGGUGGAGAAGAAUUCUAAUGUUGCUGUUGAAGAAACUGAAGAAAAUGACACCAAGAACCAACAACAAAGUGCCAGAGACAAUGAGUUCAAAGAGAUAUAUUACAGGGGAAUUAACAGUAGUCCAUAUAUCUGUUCUUCCAGUGGUAUAUAA
This is a messenger RNA of Ilex paraguariensis (yerba mate), 1698 nucleotides long. The record is from the annotation of a GenBank genome assembly. NCBI's taxonomy places the organism in Eukaryota, Viridiplantae, Streptophyta, Magnoliopsida, Aquifoliales, Aquifoliaceae.